AUGUCAGAUCAAGUUCCCCUGUGGGCCAAAAGCCCAUCCACCAAGGUUGUGUUUUCAAAGGAAGAUCUACAAGGAGUUGGGGCUGAGGUGAGGAGGGAGUUCAACACUUGCAGGGAGGAGCUGAAAGCUGCACAGGAAGCUUGGAAAGAAGGUGGCCAUCAGGUAAUCACAGCUGCAGAUGGAGGUGAGCCAGGUGGCAAAGUUGUUGCUGGCAGCAGAGUUUUGAAGGGAGACAGUGCUGCUGAGAAGUUUCGCAUAACCUAUGAGGCCAGGCAGAGGGUGACCAACAUAGCUAACAAAGAGGAGCUGCAAGGACAUGUGCUUCCUGGACUGUUAGUUUUCCCUGGAAAGCACAACAGAUUGAGCAAUGUAGAUGAGAAUGGCAAGUACAAGAGAACAGAGAAGUUUGAAGUGAAAGGUGUGGAGGUGGAGCACCAAGCUGGAGAGAAGUGCAGAGGCUUAGCUUGGGCAGUUGAGCUGAGGAAGCAGUUUCCAAAAGAGUUUGAAGAGGUGGAGAUCAUGACACAGCCCAGUUCCAACUGCGAUGGAGUUUUGCUAGCAUGGAUAGUUGAAGAGCAAUGUGAAGAAGAGAUUUGCAGCUUGUGGAUCAGAGAUUGCUUCAGUGCAGUUUUCCAGGAACACAUUGGCUACAAAGAGAUCAUCCUUGCCACAGUUGGAGCUCAGAGACAAGCAGUUCAAAGACAGGUUGACACAGAUUGGAUUGUGGGUGGGAGUGUGAGGAAUGGCCUCAUAGCUUUCAAAGCUUCACCAGAGGCAGGAAAGCUUGUGCCCUUUCUAGGUGAAAGUUGGGCCAAAGCAAGAGGUCUGGCACAGGGGUCAAGGAGAAUUCCCAACAGUUGGCUGGAGCCAAGGUUCAGCUGGGUCAAAGAUGGAAUUCCACAGCCUGCAGAUUUUGCCCUGAGUUCCAGCGCCACGCAGGAGAAAGGUAGCCUUGUGAAGAAAGAGCUAGCCAAGAGCAAGAAGAAGGCCAUCAAGGACAAAGCUCUGCUGCUAGCCUUGAAAGAAGAUGAAGUUGAGAAGAAGGCUGCAAAGGCUGCAGAGCCAGUUGAGGACUUGCAGUUGCCUUUCAAGAAAGGAGAGGAGUUGAGAGUUGUGAAGGAAGAAGCAGGUGCCUUGCAGUAUGGCAAAGAAGGCAGUUUUGCAGAUGCACAGACAGAUGGAAAAGCUUCAAUCUUCACAGAUUAUGGUGUGAUGAGUUGCCAUCAGCAGCACUUGCAGUUGAAAGACAGUUCCUGGAAGAAGGCAGCUGUGUGGAAGCAGUUCACACAGCUUGGCAGGUUGAAAAAGCAGGAGUUCCUGCAGCUUUCAGGUUGCAUGCCAGCCCUGGGAGUGAAAGCAGAAGCAGUUGUGCCAGAGCCACCAAAGAUGAACAUGCUGGAGGGUGGCCACAUAGCUUUGAGCUGGCACCUGCUCAGAUGGCAGUUCUCAGGCCAUGAGUUCUUGGAGAGCUGCCAGCUUGUGGAUGCAGAGUGCGCCUACAAGAUUGACAAAGAAGAAAGGUGGAAAGAAGAGAUCCAGCAGCUGGCAAGCAACAAGGUGCACAUUUUUGUGCCAGUUCUGGGCAGCCCAGCUCACUGGGCCUUGCUAGUUGGCCACAGGUCCAGUCCAGAUGCAGCCUGGCAGUUCUGCUACAGGGACACCUUGGCAGAUGAGCAUGCAGAUUGCAAGCACAAGGCAGCAAUAGCAAUGCAAGCUCUCACAGCUGCCUCAGAGUUGCCAGAAGUGCCAGCCAGGUGCAACAGCUGCAGGCAAACAGCCUCAGAAAGUGGCCAGCUAGUUCUGUCUUACAUUGAGGCAGAGCUGGCAGAGCUAGCUUCAGAAGGCCCAGCUGCCAGAGGCUGGCCAGGUGUGCUGGCCCAGAGCUGGGACAAGAGGUUGGAAGCACUGUACAAGCAGUUGCAGCUAGAAGUUGAGAAAGUUCAUGCAGAAGUGGCCAAAGCAAAAGAAAGGGAAAAGAAGCUUGAAGAGCAGCAGGAGCAAAGAAGAAUGAAAGCCUUGGAGAUUCUUGCCAAGGCAAAAGAUCAGAACUCCAAGACAGCUCAAGCAGCAAAGGCAGCUUUUGAGCAGAAUUCACAGUAUUUCACCCACAAAGAUUUGAGCCCAGAUGCCAGAGAAGCAGUUUGGAAAGCCAAAGCUGCACUUUUCAGGCCCUGGCACUUCUCAUCCUCUCCUGGGUGA
Molecule: messenger RNA, 2199 nt
Organism: Effrenium voratum
Lineage: Eukaryota; Dinophyceae; Suessiales; Symbiodiniaceae
Source: the annotation of a GenBank genome assembly